AAUUUCUGAGAGUUUGCUUUUGUCAUUGAUGAGAUAAAGAUGAAAUUCUGUGACGCUUGAGCAAGGUGUGCUGUGUUCUCAAAGCAAGAAGAAGUGGCCCACAAAGUCCCGCUCUUUGCAAGCUGAUUUGAGCUGUCAUAUACCUACUCUAAUCAACUCUGUUUUGUGAAGCACGAUCUAAAAUGAAUGUUGAAAUAUACGAGUAGAAAUUUUCACUCCCUCCCCUUCACAAAUCGUGACUGUUCCGUUAACAGCGAACCAUCACAGACACUAUAAUAUUUUCUCAGUUACAAUUGAAGAAAGCAAAUCAACCGUGUUCCACAUUUUAAUCCCACAAAGAUGGUGCUAACAGUUUUCUUUCUUUAGCUUACUUUAUCGUCAUCAUCUCAAGCAUCAAUUGAAAUUGAUUCAUUUCACGAAGGUAUUGAUUUCUAUUCAACAAUAACUCGUGCUCAUUUUGAAGAAAUUAAUGAUCAUUUAUUUCGUUCCACACUUGAAUCUGUUGAAAAGGCUUUACAUGAUGCUAAAAUGGACAAAUCAAAUAUACAUGAAAUUGUGUUAAUUGGUGGUUCAACACGUAUUCCAAAAGUACAAAAACUUCUACAAGAUUUCUUUAAUGGUAAAGAAUUAAAUAAAUCAAUUAAUCCAGAUGAAGCUGUUGCUUAUGGUGCUGCUGUACAAGCAGCUAUAUUAACAGGUGAUAAGUCUGAAGAUGUUAAAGACAUACUUUUACUUGAUGUUGCACCACUUUCAUUGGGUAUUGAAACUGCUGGUGGUGUAAUGACAGUCGUAAUUAAACGUAAUACAACAAUUGCAACAAAACAGACACAAACAUUUACAAUUUCUUCAUAUGAUCAAUCUGGUGGUACUGUGGCAGAAUUAGUUAUCUUCGAUAGAGAAGAUUCAACUAAACAAACAGAAACCCUGACAACUUCUUCAAAUACACAAUUUAGUGUUGAUGUUAAAGUAUUUGAAGGUGAAAAUUCAUUGACAAGAGAUAAUUAUUUACUUGGUUAUUUCACACUUUCUG
Messenger RNA from Rotaria sp. Silwood1, 1030 nucleotides. Lineage: Eukaryota; Metazoa; Rotifera; Eurotatoria; Philodinida; Philodinidae. The record is from the annotation of a GenBank genome assembly.